Molecule: messenger RNA, 717 nt
Organism: Caenorhabditis remanei
Lineage: Eukaryota; Metazoa; Nematoda; Chromadorea; Rhabditida; Rhabditidae
Exons: 2
Coding region: 1-717 (238 amino acids)
Source: RefSeq, a predicted model, not a curated record
AUGUCCGAUGGUCUGAGCGUAUGUAUCGGCGAUCCAUCCCAUCUCACGUUCUCCGGUUCCCAUAUCUGGUGCUGGCACAUCAACUCCGGGGCCGAGGAAUCCCUUCUUAGCGAAUUCGAUAGCGAUACGACGAGUGAUCUUUUCGAUCUCGUAGUCGGUGUAUUGUUUAGGAUCAAUCUUGACUCCUCCCUUGGCUCCUCCGAAUGGAACGUCAACAACAGCGCACUUGUAUGUCAUGAGAGCAGACAGAGCCUUCACUUCAUCUUCGCACACGUCAAGGGAAUAACGGAUUCCUCCCUUGGUUGGUGUUCUGUGCUCAGAAUGCUGAGAACGCCAGGCCUCGACAACCUCGAACUCUCCGUUAUCACGACGGAUUGGGAAAGUGAUAAUAAGUACCUUGUUGACUGGCUUGAUUGCUCCGAGGAUUCCAGUGACGAGGUUCUUCUUAUCCUUCUGGCUCAAAGAGUUGGACUUGAGCUCUUCAACAAGUUUUGGGGCGAUGACCUCUGCUCCCUUGUCGAAGUAGAAGUCAACCAUCUUGUAGAAAGAUGGGUUGACUUGCUCCUCCAUCGGCUUCUGAUCGUCGAGUACUUGGGAGUGAGCAUCGAGAGUAGCGGCCGAAUAGUUUCGGACAGCGACCGAACGGGCGCCUCUGGCGAGCGUGCUCAACAUUACCUGAAAUUUUAUGAAAAUUAUAUUUUGAAGAAAAUCACGUAA